AUGGCGCGGAACUUGUGGCUGCCAAUAACAGGCGGGUCGGUGGAGGAGAUCAUCUCGGCGCACGCUGACCCGCUCGCUCUCCUGGAGAGUGGUGCGGUGCCUGCUCUCGUCGUGCGCCGUGCGCUAGCAGCACCUGCGCUGACGACAGUCUUGUCGCGGCUGCAAGGGCAGCCGUGGCAGAGGAGGACAGCCUCCUAUAAGACGUUGGGCGUCGAUUUGGGUGCCUAUUUGGGCCGCUACCCGCACCCUCUAGAUUUGCUGCGGGCCGAAGUCCACUCCACUUGCACCAAAACGACCGACCUUCAGAGGCAUCACGCCAACGCCACUGCCGCCUUUGAUCUCGCGGCGAAGAGAGCAGGCCUGUACGCCCCGGUGGAGGCGCUGCACCGCACUCUGCGUGCGCUCUUUGCCGCGAGGUCUGCGGCUGCUGAGGCCGACUUCCUCCCGGCUCCGGGCGUCUUUCGCAUGCACCGCCCGGGCAACCGCUUCGCGCCGCACGCAGACACCAUCCACGCUGCAGAGUGGAGCAGUGCGUGCGGAGGAAAGCGGCCGAGGCGAGGCGUGGCGCCAAACUUCCGCCCUCUCCGCCGCCUUCGGCACCAGCUCUCUGCCCUCGUGUCGCUGCAGCAGCCCAGAUCCGGGGGAGAGCUGCGGCUCUUUAGCACCAACUGGGAGGCCCUCAUGUCAACUUGCAACCAGCGCGGCGUGGCCUACGACGUGGGAAUCGCCUUCCCUCACUGGCCGCGCGCGGCAGCCAUGCUGCACCCGCGCGAGUACAACCUCACCGUCACGCCGGGCGACGUCUUCAUCUUCAACAGCAAUCGCGUGCACGAGGUGCUGCCGGUGGUGGGUCAGCAGCCGCGCCUCGUGCUCGGGUCCUUUGUGGGGUACUCGCACUCGCCGCGUGAGGAGAUGAGGAUGUGGUCUUGA
This is a messenger RNA of Emiliania huxleyi CCMP1516, 930 nucleotides long. RefSeq lists its product as hypothetical. Bases 1 to 930 code for a protein of 309 amino acids. The record is from RefSeq and is a predicted model, not a curated record. The transcript has a single exon. Lineage: Eukaryota; Haptophyta; Isochrysidales; Noelaerhabdaceae.